AUGGGCUUAGGAGACGAUCUUCUUAUUGGGGGAGCAUUAGGCCUUGGCGCUCAUGAAUUAUUUGGUCAUCAUCAUCAUCACAAUGGAUUUGGAGGUGGUUAUCCUGGAUACGGUAGUGCCUUCGGUGGUGGCUUCGAUGUCAAUUUUGGAGGCGGUUUUAAUAAUGGCUUUGGCAAUACCUAUGGAUACGAAAAUUCAUAUGCAUACGGUGGCGGCUUUGGCACUCCUGGUUUCGGCGGUCCUGGUUUUGGUGGUUUUUACUAA
Molecule: messenger RNA, 264 nt
Organism: Adineta steineri
Lineage: Eukaryota; Metazoa; Rotifera; Eurotatoria; Adinetida; Adinetidae
Source: the annotation of a GenBank genome assembly